Molecule: messenger RNA, 847 nt
Organism: Ilex paraguariensis (yerba mate)
Lineage: Eukaryota; Viridiplantae; Streptophyta; Magnoliopsida; Aquifoliales; Aquifoliaceae
Source: the annotation of a GenBank genome assembly
AUAUUCACUUUAUUUUUAAUUGUUAUUUUUUUGUUAGUAUGUUACAAUAAGAGGUGCUUUCUGAAAAUGGGAAACUGCCCACUGCUGGAAUAGUACUUCUUUAGCAGGACCAAGGGUGCUGGGCAGUGAGAUAUUUUAUUGUCUGAGUUCAGUUGGGAGGAGGAAUCCUGUGUAAUGUCAGGGCUUUUCUGUUAUGUUUGGUGAGGUGUGCCUCUGGUGUCACUUGUUGUGCUUCUCUGUCCUUUUGGUUGUGCUCAUUGGCUUGAGGUUGGCUGUUGGUGCCUUUCCUAGCUGGGUGCUUCUGUGUUGUCAGUUUGUUGCUAUGUGGCUGUGUGCUAUGGUGCAUGUGUUUUGCUGUGGUUUGGGGGUCAUGCUGUUAGGGAUUGUAGUUUUGGGAUUGUCUUGCCUAUUCCUCCUUGCGAGUCAUCCCCUCUUUUGCUUGUGUGCACUGUCAAGGGAUUGGGAGGUGGUGUGGAUGUUGUGGAGGUGCAUGUGCUGCUUGGUGUUCUGGGCAGUUUUAAAUGGCUUCCUUGGUUCAAUAUCAGUUUGGAUGCAGUGCGUGAUGUGCUUCUGGGGUGGUGGUUCUGGGGCAGGGUAUUUCCAGCUGGUUGGUGAAAGUUCCUACUUGGUUCUGACUUCAAAGUUCAUUUCAGCUGGAUUCACAACUGGAAUUCAGUGUAUCGAUUGCUUCGGAUUCAUAAGGUCAUUCAGUAAUUGGAAUGACUAUGAAUCCACCAAUGAUUGCUUCGAGAAUCAGAGAAAACAUAAAAGAUGUUUGAACUUUGAGAUAGCAUGGAGGGCAUUAUACAAGUCACGUUGGCCUAGCUUGUUAGGCGGGUUCAACUAG